Messenger RNA from Porites lobata, 3250 nucleotides. The record is from the annotation of a GenBank genome assembly. Lineage: Eukaryota; Metazoa; Cnidaria; Anthozoa; Scleractinia; Poritidae.
CCCCAGUCGCUCAGAGCUUGCCACGUUAUAACGUUGUGUUGUAAACGUGUCUCUACGAAAAAGGCUAGAGCACUGAUCAUGUCUGAAAUUUUAGAAAAUUUCGAGGCGAAAGCCAAGUUUCAAGACGAAAGCGAAGCCGAAUUGAUACGAGACAAACUGGAAACACUCAUCAACAACAUCUUGGCAGAUGUAGGAAAGCGUGAUCCAAGAUUUCAGAACACAUUGGUCAAAAGCGGAAGUGUCUACGAAGAAACGAAAGUUUGCCAGCCGAAUGAAUUCGACUUCAUGGUAAAGAUAACCCCUCUUACAGACAAACCAUUAAUCUUGCAGAGCUCCUGUGCGAAGAAUGACGGCUACGUGCAGCUAUUUCUUGAGAAAGAUCACUGGAAAGACUUCAGAGAUAGAAAAGGUUACUUCAGCCCUUACUUGCUUUCCCGACACUUCAAAAAACUCAUCAUGGAAUCAAUAGAUAAAGUGGAAACUCCUGAAGGCUUGAGCAUCUACAGAGCUCCCCAGGACGAGUCGGAGGGACGUUUGUGGCUCCUUUUUCGUGGAAUACUAUGUGACAGUGGCAAGGAAAACUCAUCUGGUGUCACAUACUCCGAAACGCAUGGGCCAUCGACGACGCUUGAUAUUCACUGGAAAGGGGGUACAACUUAUAACAACUUGAAAGUGAAUGUCGACUUGACACCGGCUCUGGACUUUCCCAUAUCCAAGCUUCCCGUUCAGCUCUUAACUGAUCUACGCCUCGAAGUGCAGCAAAAGGUACAAGGGAUUCUCCAGAAGACCGGAUUCCAUGUCGUUCCUGCUGGGUUUGACGAGUGGCGCAUCUCGUUUUCUGUGGCCGAGAAAGAAAUUCUGGCCACUUCUCCUGACGGUUUCAAAGCAUGUUACAAAGUCCUGAAAGUCUUACGAGAUGAUGUGUCUAUGAAGCUGGGAUUGAGAGACUCCUUGGUACCAUCGUACAUGUUUAAGACUGUCCUUCUGUCCCAGUUGUUUACCAAAGAUGACCAUGCCUGGGCGAAGGAGUUUCGAUCUCAAACGAUCAUCGAUGUUUUAGAGCUUAUUUUGCAAGGAAUAAAGCAAGAAAACCUUCGAAAUUUCUUCAUGCCCUCAUCUCUGCUACUAUCCAAGGCACAUGAUAACGAAUUGCGGAGAUGUCUCUUAGAAGACAUGCUGAACGAAGUGAAGGGUUCCAAAUUGGCCCACUCACUGAUGGACGUUGAAGAGAAAAAACAACAGGUGAAGAUUUUGCAACUAAUUGAGCUGCUGGAGUACAUAUUUUCUUGCCUUAAAGGCGGAAAGAAUCCAACUGAUGCUUGGAAAAUGAUGUUUGCCAAUAUUGGCAGCGUUCCUGGAUACCGCACCUCUUCAGAAAAAUUCGACGUCAGUUGGAUCGAUAUUAUUGACGUGACCGUCACAGAACUUCGCCCAGCCGCCUACAGGAAUUUAAAGAAGAUAUCGUACAUUUUGGAAGUCUUUGUGCCGCUUUUCCUUGCCACUCUUCAAGGUGAGGAAAAGCAAUUAGCUCAAAAAUACCAUUUCUUUGUCUUAGAGAAAAAGAAGAAAUUCGAAGCUGAGCAGCCACACCUGUCUAAAGAGGAAGUCCGACAGAUAGGCAUAUGUGAAUUUGUAAGCGACUGGAUUUUUGUACACAUCGUUGAAAAAUACUUGGAGGAAGAUAAUACGACUUUGUCAAAUACACACAAAAUACUUCCUCCUGAAUUCUGUCUGUCAGAAGACAGUCCUUUCCGUGCAAUUGCAGACAUAACCAUGGAAAAAGGCAGCAAGGAAGGCCUGGCUCUCUUCGAGAAAGUUCUCAACAAGUACCUAUCAGGGAUUCAAGAAAUCGUAAUAAUGAUGGCCGCUGUUUAUUUUAUCAAGGACAUGUUCUUACAUGCAAAGGUAGCACUGAAACUCAAACUUGAUCAUAUCACUAUUCCAGAGCAAAAGCCUAUCACCUGUCCAGAGCUAGAUUUGGACUAAGCUGAUGUUAUUAAAAUAUCUCUUCCCUCGGCAAGGGGCAAGGUAGUGCUGAAGAAAAAUCCGAGUGUUCUAAUUGGUUCUUACUUGGUCCGUAUUUUUCCAUACGGGCCGUUUCCACGGAAACGGCCAUAAGCCGUGCGCGGUUAGUCCGCCUACUACACUCUAUAUAUUUAGGCAAAUUUAUAAUCUUUUAAUCGUAAUUUUCUGAUUACGGCCCAAAUAUUUCCAAACAAUUUACAAUGCUUUGUCUCACUACCUCGAGACUUAAAGUAGUUGUCUUUAGGCUAUACGCAAGCAUUUUUCCCUCCAGGCGUGAGGAUGCAACAAACUUGCUGCAGUCGUAGAUAAAUUGUAAUAUGUUUUUGGAAAAUGAGCACUUUUAAUAGCCUUUUUUGAAGGUUUACUAUUGUUCAUCUGUUGUCACGACACGCUGCAUCAUGGACUAAGCUGACCACACGUUUGUUUGUUUGUGGUGAUUAGACUUUUGAUUUUGUUUUUGUUUUCUGCUUGAUAAAGGGAGGAGGAUCCAGCAAACCUGGAAAGAGUUUAAAGAGUGUGUCAAAAAAGAACAUUUUUGUCCCCCCAGAAUCAGUGCUCAUUUGUUUAGGAAAGGGUUAAGGCUCUGAGGCAGAGGACAGUGCUGCGACUUGUCAUAGAUAUCCUGGUUCACUGAGACCUUUGAAAUUUCAAUAUUUACAAGUUUUGUAUCUAAGGACUGCAUAUAUGCCAUAUGAGGGGGCCGUUGGGAUUUUCGGUUUUGGUGUCCGUUGCCGUUUCCGGGUUUUCAGUUUUUUAACAUCCGUUUUUCGGUUUUUCGCAAAAAUACAAGUUUUUUUUUUUACAAAGUUUGUCGGUUUCGGGUAAUUUUUUGAGCGGUUUAUCGGUUUUUCAUAGACCCCAACACCCCCUCAUCUAUAAUACGUGAAACAAAGAUGACGUGACUUUCCGUGUCGUGAUAGUCUCAAGAAGGACAACGAUGGUAUCACAAAUUCCUCAUGCAUUGAGUGCUCAGAGACACACGACAAUUAAAAUUACCAUGUUUUCCAUGCGCGGCAGCAGGAGCCGAUUACUAAUCGGCUCCUGGCGACAGCUUCCAAGGUCACGAUUUGGGAUUGUUAUGCCGUCAAUUGCAAACCAAAAUUUAACAAAUAGAUUCCAUGUUUUCGUACAUCUGUUCAGAAAUAGAUCACAGAUGGUACAUCUGUUUGCUUGCGUUUUGCCUGUCUACAUGCCCAUAAGCCAGCGGUCUUGUGUGUGUGAAUUG